CUGGGAGCUAUUUGUUGUAGAUUUAAUGGGACAUGGAAAAGCAUACAUUGGGUUCCAUCUCUUAUGGAAAUGAAUUUUUUUAGUUUUUGUAUUCCAGCAUAAAAGUAGACAUGGAGAAAAAAAAACACCGUAUAUCUUGGAGGACUUGGAAAGAGGAAAGGGGUUACACAUCAAAGAAAUUUAGUAGCGCUGUUAAAAAGAUCAUCAUCAUGCUUCGAGUGUGCAAGAUAUUUCGUGAGGGCCUCCAUGGAUUCCGGGAGUGUCAGAUCACGCAGGUCACAGAGAAGGAGAAGCCUAUCUUCACUGCAUGGGAUAAACGGAAACAGGCCAAACUGACCUUCAAUUACACUGACUUCUUCUUCGAGCAGGAACAUUUCCCUAGAAGAGCUAUUGAAAUUGCUCAGAAGAGGCCAGAGUGGAGAGAAGAAAGUGAAAUCUACAAUCUCUGUAAUUUUCUGCGGGGAUUGAAAAGCUUUUGGAAUUACAGCCAGCAGGUCCAGCUGCUGCUGGCCAAAGUCGUCCGCUAUGAACGGUUUGGCCGCAGGCGUGUGAUCUUUAAGAAGGGGCAUAAGGGCCACAGUUUCUACUUCAUCUACCUGGGGACAGUUGCUGUGACUUCAGAUGAAGAUGGGAGCAGUGCCUUCCUCGAUGCACACCCAGACUUGCUCAGCAAGGGUUCCUCUUUUGGAGAGAUGGCUUUAUUGACUGACUGUGACAGGAUUGCCACUGUAGUCUGUAUGGAGGACACAGAAUUACUCGUUGUGGACAAGGAGGAUUUCUUUGGUUAUAACAUAGAUGAAGAGGUGAAGAAAGAAUUUCAAGUUCGGUUUAAUUUCUUCAGGGAUCACAGCCUCUUUAAGACAUGGUCUCAUAAGGCUCUCUCGACAGUGGCAAGUCAUUGCAAAGUGGAGAAGUUCCCAUUUGGGCAGGUGAUAUCUCGGAACGUGACGGAUUCUGGCUUUAUCAUGUUUGUCACAGAGGGCCUGUGUGAUGUCAUUCGGCUGGUGGAUCUUUCGACUUGUAUCUCCUACUACAAGUGGAUAUGGAAGCAUCUGACACCGGUGGAUCAGAGCCUUCUGGACACUCAGAACUUUGAAAGAUCAUCCCGGAAAAGGUUUAGAGAUUUUCAGAUCAAAUCCUAUCCAGUAAUGGACUUCAGUAAUCUGAAAAUGGCACAUAUGGAGAAGAUUAGGCAGAAAGAAAAACUUGACACUCUCAAAGAUGAUAAAGACAAUCCAACUGAAGAAUUAAAUUCAGAGAAAAAAUACUUCAGGAUUGCGUCCACUUCCCCCCCUGUCUCCUGUACCAUGGUGAUGACGGAGUUUGGACCACUUCCUCAGGAGGCUGUGGUGGGUGUCUAUGUGAAGAUUCACACCCUGGAGCCAGGUGGUAUUCUGGGCUUGCACCAACACCUCAUUCCCGACAAUUUGCAGGAUAAGCGAAGUUUGAUCUUGGUGAGCAGAGGAACCACGAUUAUUCGCUUGAGAAAGGACAUGUUUGAUGAAUUCGUAGAUUCUGAGACUAAAGGAAAACUGAAAGACCUGCAGAUUACUUAUCCCAGAGACAAUAUUAUAUGCCAGAAGAUCUUGAAGGAGAAUUCAUGGAACGUUUUCCGGAAGGACCUACUGAAACUCUUGACACAAUUUCCUCCCUAUGAGAUGUUCACUGCAUUCCGGUUGCGAAAAAAGUGCCUCUAUUCACCUCUGUCUGGAAUUCUAGAUCUGAAGAACUUAGGGAAGGAACCACGGGGCUCUUAUCCCAUCUUUAAUGCAGUAGUAGAUUCUCCUCCAAAAACGAUCCUUCCCCCCUUGAGACUGAUAGAGGGCAUCUCUGCUCCCAGGUACCAUCUCAAGGAACUCAUGCGUACUUAUAAAAUUCCUGGCAUUUUCUUCGAAAGUUAAGGAGAAGAGAUCAAGAUAGGAGCAGCAUGAGUGACAGAGAGGGGCCUGGCCCCUUGCUCAGGCUUCCACAAGCAGGACAGAGGUCUGGAAAAGCCAUGGAGACUUGGGCUGUUGAACCAAACAAGUAUUGAAUAUUG
Molecule: messenger RNA, 2038 nt
Organism: Antechinus flavipes (yellow-footed antechinus)
Lineage: Eukaryota; Metazoa; Chordata; Mammalia; Dasyuromorphia; Dasyuridae
Gene: CNBD2
Product: cyclic nucleotide binding domain containing 2
Exons: 12
Coding region: 111-1901 (596 amino acids)
Biological process (GO): spermatogenesis
Molecular function (GO): cAMP binding
Source: RefSeq, a predicted model, not a curated record